Epithele typhae is the source of this 1248-nucleotide messenger RNA. RefSeq lists its product as uncharacterized. Bases 1 to 1248 code for a protein of 415 amino acids. Lineage: Eukaryota; Fungi; Basidiomycota; Agaricomycetes; Polyporales; Epitheliaceae. The transcript is spliced from 6 exons. The record is from RefSeq and is a predicted model, not a curated record.
AUGGAUGCGUUCCAUCCGUGCCAAGCGAGCGCGCGCGCGAGCAAGCGUCGCCCCGUCCAAACGUCCAAACGUUCGCGCUUCGCGCCGUACUACGUCGUCACACCGGACGACUCGGCGGGCGCCACAGCGAGGGCGCGAGGGCGCGUCGGACCGCUCGCUCGUUAUUCUGGGCCCGCUUGCGCGGCAGAGGCGUGGACCUCGAAACCCGUUACCCGGAGGCAAGCGAGCGGAACGGACGACCAUGGACACCGUCGAGAGACUCGUCGUCCACCGUCCUCGCGCGAGGGGUCUCGGAACCGACGAGCGGCGCGCCCUCCAUAUGCGCGCGACGUCGAACGACGAGAUAUCGCGCCCGGAAAACGCCGCCCGCUCCGAAGGCGGGCGCGGGUGGCGAACGCGAGCCAUUUCACGUGGGCCUUCAAUGAAUACGCGCUGCCCAGGGACUCGACACUAGCGUACAAUGUGCUACACCGCGCACCCGUUCUCGUCGAAGAUGUCCGUGACUCGGUGGACCCUCGCCCAAACCCUGCCGACGUCCAGCAUCUAAUUACAAGUGAGAGGCGGCGCAGAACGCGCGCGCACGCACCGAAGGUCCUACUUACCGCCCCGCUCGCGAGCGACGGCGACGUCGAGGAACAUCAGCCCAGGGUCGGGAGUCCAAUCGCCUCUUCGACGUUCCUGCCUUCCGACUGCGUGCCACUUGGUCGCUGCCGCGAGGCGGCGGGCAUGGGCCCCCCGCGCAGGCAAGCCGCGCCCGGCGGUGCGGGCGGUCUUGAUCCAGCGAGCGGGGGCCAUAACGCGCCUCGAGCCCCGCGCGCCGGCGGCCGGCACGCUCGCACGGACACACAAGCGACGAGGGGCACUCAGUACUCAGAUCUCAGAGCAGACGAGCGAGCGGUGUUUGUCAAAAUCAAUGGCAUUGGAGCGUCGCGCUCGCACCGCGCCCGAGACGCGAACGGGUUGGAAGGGGGUGGGCAGCGGCGACGAGGGAGCUCACAAGACAAGACAGGAGGAGAGAAGGUCCGUGGGGGAAACCGGGUCGUCGUCAUGGGCGAACACGGGGCAGCUGAUGGGCAGCUGUGGCGUGCGCGCAGGGGUGAUGGAGGGCGAUGCGAUGCGUCCCAGGCGAACGACGGCCAAAUCAGCGCGAGGCUGACGGUCACCGUGGCGAGCGAGCAACGCAGUGGGGGAAGCGAGGAAGGAUGGGAGGAGGACGAGGGUAUGGACGACACGGUUCCCCGGGAAUGA